Molecule: messenger RNA, 1473 nt
Organism: Colletotrichum gloeosporioides
Lineage: Eukaryota; Fungi; Ascomycota; Sordariomycetes; Glomerellales; Glomerellaceae
Exons: 1
Coding region: 1-1473 (490 amino acids)
Molecular function (GO): N-acetyltransferase activity
Source: RefSeq, a predicted model, not a curated record
AUGCGAGGCAACAUUGUGGCCUGCAGAUACAGGUUCCCGACUAGGCUUUUCACCCGCGAGUCUCAUCGCGACCUCGUCGAGACGUUCGAACGAGCAGUCGCCCGCGUCGUGCUCAGGCACCCGCACUUACACGUCGGCAUCGCGGGCGGGAGCACCGCCAGGCCCUACUGGGUCCGACUGGACAACGUCAAGCUUGACAAGCACAUCGACUGGCAGCUGGUGGAGGGAGAGGCCGAUGAGCAUCUCCGCGAGGCCUUUGUGCGUGCCGCGUACGAGCAGCUGGACACCAAGUUCUCGGACCACGAAACGACGCCGGGAUGGAGACUCGUGGUGCUCCGUCAGGCGGGCGCCAAUACCAUCGAGGUGCUCCUUGUCUUCGACCAUACCAUCCUGGACGGCGGCAGCGCAAAAACAUUCCAUAAGGAGCUGCUCCAGAGCCUGCAGGACGACGCCCGGCCGACCGAUGACCAGGACACCGGGCUCAAAGACCACGUCUUGAUCCUGCCGGGGGACUCAACGGCGACGCUCAGCCCGCCCCCAGAAGACGUCGUCCGGUUUCCGGUCACGGCCGACCCGGCGGCGGCGGAUGAAACCGCUGUUGGUCACGCGAGGAACCCAGCGGACGCACACUGGGCCCCGAUAGCGACGGCGCCGUUCAAGUCGCAGUUCCGCACCAUCGCCGUCCCCCUGACGCUGCUCUCACAACUUGUGCAGGCCUGCCGCCAGCACCAGGCCACGCUCACGGGCCUCUUACACGCGCUCGCCCUGGUCUCGCUGGCGCCCCUCCUAGGGCCGGCCGACUCAUCGGCCUUCACGUCCAUGACGGCCAUGGACCUGCGGCGCUUCCUCCCGCCCCACCAGUCCGAGCGCCCAUGGUUCAAGCCGGAUGAAGCCAUGUCCAACUACGUGACUAUCCUGAACCACGUCUUCGAUGAGGACCUGGUCGCCAAGGCCCGGUCCCGGGGGACGUCCUCCUCGUCUGCCGGUCUCGAGUCCGCGGGGAUAACAGACCUCGUGUGGUCGGCGGCGGGGAGGGUGCGUCGGGACAUCGCGGCCAAGCUGGAACAGGGCACCACCAACGACAUGAUCGGGUUCGCGCUGGCCGUGGACGACUGGCGGGCUUACCUGAUCGAAUCGACCCGGCGGCCGAGGCCUGCUUCGUGGGUAAUCACCAACCUCGGGGUUGUCGACAGCAGGCCCGUCAUGCCGUCAGGCUCUAACACGGGACCGGAGGCGUCCUGGUCCAUCACGCAGAGCGAGUGCGUGAUGUGUGCCAACGUGGUCUCUGCCGCGUUCGGCAUAUCAAUGACGGCGGUCAAAGGGGGGGACCUGAUCAUCAACGUCACCUGGCAGGACUGCGUCGUGGGCGCUGAGCUCGGCGAGGCCUUCGUGGCAAACCUGGAGAGGUGGCUGACGUCCGGUGAAGUGUUGGCUCUCAGACGUCUGGGAGCGGAGUGUGAGCAUCGGCUUUGA